Nicotiana tabacum (common tobacco) is the source of this 2021-nucleotide messenger RNA. Lineage: Eukaryota; Viridiplantae; Streptophyta; Magnoliopsida; Solanales; Solanaceae. The record is from RefSeq and is a predicted model, not a curated record.
GCUGGGUACCGACCCGAGUGCCAAAGACUUCGGGAGGAGCCCAAAUAUAUUGAAGCACGUGAGCAUCACGUGAGAAGGCAAGAACCGAUCAUCUCGUUAACUCGCCCUAAAACAUCGGCUGGGGCGAUCAUCUCGUUUCCUCGGAUCGCCAUCGCCGAUUUUUCACCAACCACCGUCAAACACCGUCAACAACCACAAUAAUCACCAGGGGAAAAACCUCUCUUGCUUAGUCUAAAGUUAUGGUUAGAGGAAGAGAUUCAUGUUGGGAACAUUGUGUCCUUGUUGAUGCAACUAGACAGAAGGUAAGAUGUAACUAUUGCCGGCGGGAGUUCAGUGGAGGAGUUUACAGAAUGAAGUUUCAUUUGGCUCAAAUAAAAAACAAAGACAUAGUUCCAUGUGCUGAAGUCCCGAACGAGGUGAGAGAUCACAUUAGAAGCAUUUUAAACACUCCGAAGAAACAGAAAAAUCCUAAGAAACCAAAGCUGGAUCAAGCUGCCAAUGAUCAGCAAAGAAGCUCUUCAGCUAGUGGUGGACUCCAUCCUCUUCGUGGAUUUAGUGGAGAGAACGGUAGCCCUUGUCCUUCUAUUAUGUUUGCGCGCCAUUCUCCGAGUUCACAGCCAGCAGUUGAUGAUGCUCAAAAGCAAAAACAGGACAAUGCUGAUAAGAAUAUUGCUGCGUUUUUCUACCACAAUGCAAUACCUUUUACAGCCGCAAAGUCCUUGUACUAUCAGGAAAUGGUGGACGCGAUUCUUGAGUGCGAAGUAGGGUCCAUGUGCUGAAACAUUGGGCGGUAAUCUUUUGGAAAAAGUCAAAGUCGAUAUUAACGACAGUUACAAGAGAUUAAAGGAUGAAUGGAAAGAAACGGGCUGUACAAUCUUGUGUGAUUGCUGGUCCGAUGGAAAGGCUAAAUCCCUUGUGGUACUUUCUGUGGCAUGUGCCAAAGGGACAUUGUUCCUUAGGUCCGUUGACGUAUCUGAUCAUGCAGAUGAUCCUCAUUAUUUAUUUGGGUUGCUUGAAUCAGUUGUUCUGGAAAUUGGCAUGAAUAAUGUUGUCCAAGUUAUUACCGAUAGUUCUGCUAGUUACAUAUAUGCGGGAAGGCUUCUCUCAGACAAGUACCCUUCGGUUUUCUGGUCUCCGUGCGCUUCGCAUUGUAUCAAUAAAAUGUUGGAGGAUUUUAGCAAACAUGAGUGGGUGAAUAUUGUUCUUGACGAGGCAAAUACAAUCUUAAAAUACAUAUACGGUAAUGACUGGAUUCUAAAUAUGAUGAGAAAAUUUUCAGUCAGAGAGGAGUUCGUUCGAGCAAGAAUUAUAAAAAAUGCGGCUCAUUUCUUUUCCUUAAGGGCCCUUGCGAUCCAAGAGGAUAAUUUAAAGCACAUGUUUUCUCGUGCCGAAUGGUUGUCAUCUAUGAAUAGUAGGCACCCCGAUGUCCAGGCCAUAAAGUCAUUUUUGUGCCUUGAAAGAUUCUGGAGAUCCGCACGUGAAGCUGUCGCGGUGUCCGAACUGUUACUUAAGCUGUUAAGGAUCAUGGAUGGAGACAUGCCUGCUAUGGCAUAUAUGUAUGACAGAGUGGAAAGAGCAAAGAUGUCCAUCAAAGCAUUCUACAAGGAUGUUGAUGAAAACUAUGCGCCGAUUUGGGAUAUAAUUGACAGGAGAUGGAGCAUGCUUCUUCAAUCCCCAUUACAUGCAGCAGCAGCAUUCCUUAAUCCUUCCAUUUUCUACAACCCAAACUUUAAGAUUGAUUCAAGGAUCAGGAAUGGUUUUCAAGAAGCCAUGACGAAAAUGGCGUCCGAGGAUAAAGAUAUAUAUAAUUUGACUUACUAAGCCAAUCAAUUUUGACGAAAUAGAUGUCGGCGCUGAAUGGCCUACUGAAGCUGAUGUUGCAUGCACUUUCUUGGAUGAUUCCUGGUUGCACACUCCACCCAUUGAAGUCAGAGAUUAGUCAGAUUCUUGCAUUUCCCUCAGUUGCUGCUGAGUUCACCAUGAAAAUCAUUGUCACUCAAAUCGAUGAACUGAAGCUCUGG